This is a messenger RNA of Aspergillus nidulans FGSC A4, 1707 nucleotides long. RefSeq lists its product as uncharacterized. Lineage: Eukaryota; Fungi; Ascomycota; Eurotiomycetes; Eurotiales; Aspergillaceae. The coding region runs from base 1 to 1707 and encodes 568 amino acids. The record is from RefSeq and is a predicted model, not a curated record. The transcript has 19 exons.
AUGGAUACCGAGUACAAUUACCUCAACGACCAAACCGUCAUUAAUGACUUAAUAAAUUUAUCAAUCUCAUCUGAGAGUGAUUCUUUGAAUGAGAAUGAAGCUGAAAUAUAUCAUGAAAAUGAUGAUAGAAUUUUACAUGAGCGAAACCAGGCCGAGGUAGAGGUUAAGGAGUGCACUCACAUCAAUUUACUGGAUAUGAAUCACCAAGAGGUUACUGAUGCGAUGUUCAAUACUAUUUUCCAAAAAAGAAGGGACAUUAUAUCACAGCGAGAGCGGCCAGAGACUCGUACAACCUAUAGCCUCUACCGUUCAGUCUGCAAGUCCUUCCAAAAUAGCGUUGCAUGCCUAGCAUCGCAAACUAGUUGCAAACCAGUUCUUCGCAAACACUCUGAGCCUUUACUAACUAGUCCUUUCUUUGUAUCACGUGGUAUUCAUUCACAUCCUCCUCCUCCUCCAAAUAAGCCUCCGCAGCUUAUACUAGAUGAGAUUUUGGACCUUAUUCGAAAGAUGCAGAGUCCUGACUUGACCCCUAGUUUAUUUCUACGGAGUCCGGCACUGAAACAGUUUUGCCAAAAAUAUAAUGGCCAGACUCUUUCACAAAUCCAUAAUAGCUUUGUAAAUCAAGACCGAUUUGCAGCUAUUAUAGCAAAGGAAAAGGCUUUACUAUAUCGUAAAGGCCGUGGCCUUGCAGGUGUACGCUGCGAGUUGGAUCGGCAUCCAGAAUAUCGAGAAUAUGUUCGCAGAAUCUAUACAGACCAUGAUAUUGUCAUGAUUAUUUGUGGAUUUAAUAAGCAAAUCCAGCUCCUUGGAUCCCUUGAUUCAUUUGAAGUUGAUAUGUCUUAUAAACGAGUUAAAGGGGACUUUAAUGAGGUUAUUUUUGCAACCUUUUUACCUCAGCAUGGGAAGAUUAUAACUUUACUUCGGGUUUUCAUGGAUCAUGAGUCAGCAUUUAGCUAUAAACUCCUCUUUACACGGGUCUUCCAGUUAAUUGCUGAUAUCCAAGGAUAUAUGUGUGCAAAGCAGAUGUCAGGACUUGGCCAUUACCUGCAAGAGCUUGAUCCUCUUCAGCGUCCCUGGACAUGGCAGCUUAUGAAUAUUCUGAUUUUAUGCCGGACUGGAGAUCUAUCUGAUUAUCAUUCUUCAGCUAGAUGUCGGAUGGAAAGCCUUCUUACUUGCUCAACCCGAGAGGAAUACUUUCACCUGAUUGAAUUAUUAGAAGCUCACGAAACCCCUAAAAUUGCAGAGUGGGCAAGGCAUAAACGGCAUUCAGUUAUUGCUGCAGGAGCGACCUUGAGCUCCCGAAUCCUUGACCAGCGUGAUAUUGACCAAUAUCUUGCUCGAAAUCAAUAUGGAACUAGUCAUUUAUCACGGAUCACAAGCACACGGAAACGAAAACGCCUGGCUCAGGAUAAUGAGCUAGUUCUAUCUUCAGUUGAAGAUAAUAGGCGAGUUCUUCAGGAUUCAUUCCUCCACGCCGAUCUAGUUCCCGUGGUCGAGGUUCAAGAUCUAGAUCACGGGGAAGCAGUCACCAUCCAGGUCUUCUUCAGACGAUCAGCUACAGCGAAUUUACAGGUUCAAAACCUUGAGCUGCAAAGACAACAACUUGAACUAGAAGCUCAACAAGUUCGAAUACGAAAGGAGAAGGCAGAGGCUGAAAAAUUAGAGCUUGAAAAUAUGCUUCGUCGACGAGAGUUGGGUCUGGACUGA